Agelaius phoeniceus (red-winged blackbird) is the source of this 2760-nucleotide messenger RNA. NCBI's taxonomy places the organism in Eukaryota, Metazoa, Chordata, Aves, Passeriformes, Icteridae. The record is from RefSeq and is a predicted model, not a curated record.
AGAUAGAGAAAACUCUCGGAAACAUGAUUUGCUUGCAGUUCCUAUCUCUUCUAACCUAUGGACUUACAGUGCUGCAGGGGGUGAAUGGGUGGACAUACCAUUAUUCAGACACAAACAUGACCUACAGGGAAGCAGAGCUGUGGUGCAGAAAGAAGUACACUAACCUGGUUGCCAUCCAGAACCAGGAGGAAAUCAAGCAUCUCAAUACCUUCUUACCCUUCAAUCCGGGUUACUACUGGAUUGGAAUCAGAAAAAUUAAUGGGGUGUGGACCUGGACUGGAACUAACAAAGAGCUGACAGAAGAAGCAAGAAACUGGGCUUCAGGGGAGCCAAAUGGCAAAGGGAACAACGAGGACUGUGUUGAGAUCUACAUCAAAAGAGGGAAGGAUGAUGGCAAAUGGAAUGAUGAGCAGUGUGAGAAGAAGAAGGUUGCCUUGUGCUACACAGCUUCUUGCAACCCGUCCCUCUGCAGUGGCAAUGGAGAAUGCAUAGAGACUAUCAACAACCACACCUGCCAUUGCAACCCUGGCUUCUAUGGGCCUGAAUGCGAGUUUGUUGAGAGUUGUGAUCCACUAGAGAAACCUGAUCAUGGGAGUCUUGAGUGCCAGCAUCCAUUGGGGGACUUCAGCUACAACUCAUCCUGCAAAGUUCAGUGUGAGGAGGGCUAUGAGCUGACUGCACUGGAGUCUGUCCACUGUACCUCUGCUGGGCUCUGGUCUGCCCCCAUUGCAGCAUGCAAAGCUGUGACUUGUCCUGCCCUGGAAAUGCCUGCCCAUGGGGCUGUGAACUGCUCCCAUCCCUCAGAGCAGCUCACCUGGGGAACCACCUGUGAGUUCAGCUGUGAGGAAGGAUUUACCCUGAGAGGAGCAGCCACCCUGCAGUGUGGCUCUUCAGGGGCCUGGGACAGGCAGCAGCCAGAGUGUGCAGCUGUGACCUGUCCUGCCCUGGCAAUGCCUGCCCACGGGGCUGUGAACUGCUCCCAUCCCUCAGAGCAGCUCACCUGGGGAACCACCUGUGAGUUCAGCUGUGAGGAAGGAUUUACCCUGAGAGGAGCAGCCACCCUGCAGUGUGGCUCUUCAGGGGCCUGGGACAGGCAGCAGCCAGAGUGUGCAGCUGUGACCUGUCCUGCCCUGGCAAUGCCUGCCCACGGGGCUGUGAACUGCUCCCAUCCGUCAGAGCAGCUCACCUGGGGAACCACCUGUGAGUUCAGCUGUGAGGAAGGAUUUACCCUGAGAGGAGCAGCCACCCUGCAGUGUGGCUCUUCAGGGGCCUGGGACAGGCAGCAGCCAGAGUGUGCAGCUGUGCUCUGUGAGGCUGUGCCGUGGCCAGCAGAAGGCUCCGUCAGCUGUGACCGCGCUGCUGCAGAGCUCACCCCUGGCUCCCGCUGCCAUUUCCAGUGCCCCGAGGGAUUUGUCCUGCAGGGAUCACCCAGCACGGAGUGCACGGCUCAGGGCCAGUGGUCACAGCCGGUGCCCAAAUGCAAAGUCAUACAGUGUGACCCACUGAGCUCUCCUGAGAAAGGCUCCAUGGAUUGCUCCCACGGGGCUGGGAUGUUCACCUACAACACCUCCUGCCACUUCAGCUGCCUGGAAGGAUGGAGUCUCAAUGGCUCUCGUGUUCUUGAGUGCAGCCCCUCAGGAAACUGGAGUGCCAGCCUGCCCACGUGUGAAGCCUCUGACCAAGCCAGCUACAUCUCUGUGGGCAUAGCAGCCACUUCUGCCUCUCUGCUGUCCACAGCAUCAUUCCUCCUUUGGCUCGCAAGGCGCUUCCGGAGAAAAGCAAAGAAGUUUAUUCCUUUCAGGAACUGGCAGGAAACAGCCAGUGAAGGUAGCUUCCAAAUUGCUGGCGAGAAUGUCUAACUCAGGUGCUUCAGGAAUUACAGCCACCUUCACUUACAUCUCAGAUUUCUGGAGAAUGAAACUGCCUGCAAAUCAGCAGCUGUCCAGAUGUUUUUACCUUUUGCUGACAAGAUGAUUGACCUUGUAUGUGAUUCAGAAAUCUUGAACUCAAGCUGUCUGGUAUUUCCAUUGAAGACAAACAGAGAACUCUGGCCUUGAGGCCAAAUCCUGCCUCCAUUCAGCCAUGUGCUUAUCCUGAACUGGGAGCUUGCCAUCUCCUGUGCAGGUGGUGAGUAAGCAGAGCACUGCUGCCCAAAGAGGAGGCUGGUUCCUCCUCUGCUCCACUCAAAGGUACCAAGGUGAGGUGAAGACAUGCAUUAAUUCACAUCACUUACUACACUGCUGCAGUGUCUCCUCUGGACUCACAGGGGUUAUGCUUGCAGAAACAGAAGAAUCAGGAUGGAAAAAUAUUCACUGAACAGCUUUGAAACUAUUGAUCUGGGUUGUGGAAGCCAGUUUAUUUUCAGAUGUCCCAGUCAAUAGAUAUGCCUGCAGUGAUAUGGGCAAUUAUUUGGGUUUCUGCUGCAUAUCCCAGAAAACUUAGAUGCCUUUUAAAAAAAAAAAAAUAUAACAGCACUAGGAACCAUGGUGUUUACACAGGGUACUCUGGUUUCUGAACACAGCAGGUAGAUCUGAAAUUAUCUCAUCCCUGUGGGAUUCUGUACUGUAAUAUGUGUAUAUACAUAUGUAUUUAUUUGAGCAGUUUUUAUUGUGGAUAUUUCUGUGCUCUUAAGUGUACAUGUAUUGUAAAAUACUUGUUUUUGAGUAGGUCUGUGGCUGUUGAUCAGAAUUUAUUUGAAACUAAACUGGAAGUGUUUGUAAGGAUUGCGUGACUGCAUAAUGUUUAUGAAUGAAAUGGAAG